Molecule: messenger RNA, 2691 nt
Organism: Brassica oleracea var. oleracea
Lineage: Eukaryota; Viridiplantae; Streptophyta; Magnoliopsida; Brassicales; Brassicaceae
Exons: 3
Coding region: 66-1739 (557 amino acids)
Molecular function (GO): hydrolase activity, hydrolyzing O-glycosyl compounds
Source: RefSeq, a predicted model, not a curated record
GUCUGAACUACAACAUAUAUAUACAUGUUGGCUGUAAAAGGAGGUUAAAUGAAAGAGAGGGACCAAUGGAAAGAUUCUUCUUCAUCUCUGUUUUUCUUCUAUUUCCUCUGUUCUUCAUCAUGAACAUCACUUUCGCCUUCCCUCUCUCCACGGACUCACGCUGGAUCGUCGACGACGGCAACAAAGGACGGCGAGUGAAGCUCACGUGCGUCAACUGGCCGUCGCAUCUUGAAACUGCGGUGGCGGAAGGUUUAAGCAAGCAGCCUUUGGAUUCGAUCGGGGCCAAGAUCGUCUCAAUGGGGUUCAAUUGCGUUAGAUUGACUUGGCCUCUCUACUUAGCCACCGAUGAAUCGUUCUCUGGAAUUAUGACUGUGAGGCAAUCUCUUCGCAAGCUUGGUCUUCUUGAAGCUCUCUCUGGUUUUCAAGCUAAUAAUCCAUACAUUCUUGAUCUCCCUCUCAUCAAAGCUUUUCAGGAGGUGGUUUCUUCCCUUGGAAAGAACAGAUUAUUGGUGAUCUUAGACAAUCACAUAAGCCAACCUGGUUGGUGUUGCAAUGACAAUGAUGGAAACGGUUUUUUCGGCGAUAGAUAUUUAAACCCUCAGCUUUGGAUCAGAGGACUAAAGAACAUGGCAACAAUGUUUGCUAAUGUUUCAAACGUGGUUGGUAUGAGUCUAAGGAAUGAGCUUAGAGGUCCAAAACAGAACAUCAAAGACUGGUACAAGUACAUGAGAGAAGGCGCUGAAGCAGUCCACUCUGUGAAUCCGAACAUUCUUGUCAUUGUCUCCGGUUUAAACUACGAGACUGACUUAUCUUUUCUCCGAGACAAACCGUUUGAAGUAACCUUCAGGAGGAAACUAGUGUUUGAGAUCCAUUGGUAUGGGUUUUGGAGUUCUUGGGAAGGAGAUAACUUGAACAAGAUUUGCGGGAGAGAAACCGAAAACAUCAUGAAAAUGUCAGGGUUUCUACUGGAGAAAGGGUUUCCAUUGUUUGUGAGCGAGUUUGGGAUUGAUCAAAGAGGAAACAACGUGAAUGACAAUAGGUUUCUGAGUUGUUUUAUGGCUUUAGCAGCGGAUCUUGAUCUAGAUUGGGCGCUAUGGACUCUUGCAGGAAGCUAUUACAUAAGAGAGAAAACUAUUGGUUAUGAUGAAACCUAUGGAGUUUUGGAUUGGAGUUGGUCAAGUAUAAGAAACUCAACAAUUCUGCAGAUGAUUUCUGCUAUACAGUCUCCUUUUAGAGGACCAGGUCUAAUGGAAACACACCCCAAGAAAAUAAUAUUCCAUCCUUCAACUGGACUUUGCAUCGUGAGGAAGUCACUGUUUCAACUUAAGCUAGGUUCUUGCGAUCGAUCAGAAAGCUUUAGACUUUCUUCUCAACGAGUUUUGUCACUAGCAGAAGAAAAAAUAUUGUGCUUAAAAGCUUAUGAGAAAGGAAAGUCCGUGAAGCUGCGUCUGUAUUUCUCAGAAUCUUAUUGUUCACGAUGGAAACUUUUGUCCGAGUCAAAGAUGCAGCUCUCGUCCAUAAAAAAGAAUGGAGAAUCAGUUUGUCUGGAUGUGGAUUCGGAUAGUAACAACAUUGUGACGAAAAGCUGCAAAUGUUUAGAAGGAGAUGCGAGUUGCGAUCCAAAAAGCCAGUGGUUUAAGGUUGUUACUAGCAUGAGAAGUCGGUUUAGAGCAAACCCGUUUCCUCGAGUCAGUCCACACUCGAAGACAUUUCUUCAGGAACCUUUAUCAGUCUUUUAAAGUAUUCAAGGAAAAGUUCAAAUAGCUUUUAACAAGACUGUACGCACGUACCUACCAUAGGGCUGAAAUGUGCACAUUUUGAAGACAAGGAUGAGCAGAGAUGCGAUCUAUCAGCAAUCACAAUACCGAGUUUUUUUAAUAAGACAAUUCUGUGUAAUUGUUCCUCUCUGGUUAUUGUUUCUUUUUUGAAUUUUCAAAAACAUAAAAUAUUGGAUUUGAACGUAUUUAUUUUAUGUUUCUUAAAGAUAUGUGAACACAAUGCAAGUUUUUUCCCUAAUUAUGAUAUGUACAUUUUGCUUGCAAUUCUUGAUUUGUAUAACAUUUGAUCUCUAUCACAUUGUAACCGACCUUAUUUGACCAAUUUGGGCCUUAAAAUUAAUAACUUAGGCCUAUAAAUGGGCAUUGAAUAAUCAGGCCAUUUUGAGUCUCAUUGGUAACCUUGGGAGAAUGAGAUUAGGUAGUGAAAAAUGGAAUAUACCAGAAGACAGGUAACACUGUGAACAUUGAAGAGAUAAACACAGAGCUGUUUAAUUCUGGCCAAAUUGAUCUUUGCUACGGAAACUUGAACAUCUCUCACUUUUAUAAUCUAAGAGAGUUCACCAUUCUGAAGCAAAUCCCAUCCCCAAAACUAUUAAUUUAAAAUUUUUAAUUUAAGAUUCGAAAUUUCUCAACGCGAUGAAUCGAUGGCUAACCGGUAAAAAAAAGCCAUCGGAAUCGAGGUUUGUUAAUUCGAACGGAUCCGAAUAUCACAUCCCUAUCGAUCGAAUUGAAGAUUUUGAAUGUACGCUUCCGGUGACACGCCCUUCAGGGAAACUGAAUCCCAACACGAAGAGCGCAACGCCUUUCGAAAGCAAGCGAGUGAUUCUCAAUGACCACAAAAAAAAAACAAAAAAAAUUAUUGAAAACAGAUUAAGAUAUGAGAGAGGAAGAAGAUAGAAUGCCGACGGCUUGG